CACGAGUUUGUGCUUUUCCUUUCUAUAGCAACUGCUUUGUGUUGUCGUGGUUCAGUUUCCAUGGACUCAUUGCGUUUUACAUCUUCUCCUAUUGUCGCUUCAGUCACAAAUGGUGGAAAUGAUCUCUGGCGGAGUAAGCAUUCCAUCAAGAAUAUUUACUAUCCAAGUUCUUAUCCGUCGAAAAUAUCACAACACCAAAGAAAAUAUCAAAAGAAUAAUUAUCUGAGGUUCCAACAACCAAUUUUGAACCAUAAUUACAAAUGCAUUUUGGAAGGGUCUACAUAUCAAGAAGGCAAUGAAAAAUAUGUUGCGAAAGUAACAUCUAGAUCAUAUUUUGAUUCUGAACCUCAUGCUUCUUCUCCCAAAAAUAUUUUGCACUUUGUCAAAGAAUUCUUGGCUGCUGUCUUCAUGUUUACAAGUCCAUAUGCAAUGACUACCCAGACAUUAGGCAUCAUUUCUGCAUCUCUUCUUGCUGUGGAGAAAUUAUCGGAUAUAUCUCCAUUAUUUUUUAUUGGCGUGUUACAGGUAGCAGUACCUCACUUGUUUAUGGGUAUUUUUGUUGCUGGUAUGAAUCAAUUGACUGAUCUUGAAAUAGACAAGAUAAACAAACCAUACCUUCCAUUGGCAUCUGGACAAAUAUCUUUUACAACUGGUGUCAUCAUUGCUGCAUCAUGUUUAACUUUGAGUUUGUUGCUUGGCUGGGUUAUAGGUUCUUGGCCAUUGAUUUGGGGUCUUCUAUUGUGUUGUUUCCUAUGGAUUGCUUAUUCAAUAAAUGUGCCCUUAUUGAGAUGGAAAGGACAUCCAUUACUUGCUGCAAUGUGCAUUUUCGUUACUUGGACUAUUGUUUUUCCAAUUUCAUCUUUCCUUCACUUACAGACUUUUGUGUUCAAGAGGCCACUUACCUUUCCAAGAUCAUUGAUUUUUUCUGUGACAUUCAUGAGUUUGUACUCUAUCGGUAUAGCAUUGUGUAAGGAUAUACCUGACGUCGAAGGUGAUGCAACCUUUGGCAUUUAUUCUUUGUCAGCACGUUUUGGUCAAAAACGAGUAUUCCAAAUUUGUAUGACCCUUUUUAAAAUGGCCUUUGGAGUUGCCCUUCUUGCAGGAACAACUUCUCCUUUUGUUUGGACUAAAAUUGUCACGGGUUUGGGACAUGCUAUUCUUGCUUCAAUUCUCUGGUACCAAGCUAAAUCUAUAGAUUUGAAAAGCAAAUCCUCCAUAGCAGCCUUCUAUUUUUUUACCUGGAAGCUAUUGUGUGCAGAGUACUUCCUGAUGCCCUUAGUUAGAUAAGGAUGAUGCGACAUAGUUGCCUUGGGAAUUAGUUUUAUUUAACAAUUAAUAUUGUCUUUGUUAUAGGUCAAUUUUAAGUCUGUAUAUUAGUUUUAAGUAUUUAAUUAUAUUUUUGAAUAAAUAAUUAUUUCUCUUGAAGAUGAAAAGUUGAUAUCAUGCACUUAAAGUAUGACAUGAAAAUGUGAGAAAUUAUAAUCAAUACAUGACAUAUUUACUAUUCAAUUUUACA
Cajanus cajan (pigeon pea) is the source of this 1516-nucleotide messenger RNA. RefSeq names its product glycinol 4-dimethylallyltransferase. Gene Ontology annotation, molecular function: prenyltransferase activity. Gene Ontology annotation, cellular component: membrane. NCBI's taxonomy places the organism in Eukaryota, Viridiplantae, Streptophyta, Magnoliopsida, Fabales, Fabaceae. The record is from RefSeq and is a predicted model, not a curated record.